This is a messenger RNA of Trematomus bernacchii (emerald rockcod), 1738 nucleotides long. RefSeq lists its product as uncharacterized. Lineage: Eukaryota; Metazoa; Chordata; Actinopteri; Perciformes; Nototheniidae. The record is from RefSeq and is a predicted model, not a curated record. The transcript is spliced from 3 exons. The coding region runs from base 599 to 1624 and encodes 341 amino acids.
GUGAUGAAACUCUCCAAUAGGCUACAUGCACUAGGGUCUGAGACGUACUUCCGCCUUAGCCGUAAUACGGCUCGGCUGCUUCCGGUUUACUUCCGGUCUGCGUAGCUGAGCGGGAGAUCGUCCACAAAGGUUUUACUGUUUAAAUCUAUGGUUUAAAUAUGAGUCGACGGAACAUUUGCAAAGACAAGUGAAUAACUACUCCGAGCACUGCUGUGUCCCACUUUGUACGGCGUCAGCUAAAUUCAACGGCGUCCUAAGUUUCCAUGGCUUUCCGACUGAACUCGAGCUGCGAAGACAGUGGCUGGUAAAAAUACGGCACGAUAACUUUACAAUAUCCUCUCACUCCAAGGUCUGCAGUCGUCACUUCGCUACGGAUCAACUAAUAGAGCCAAAAACCCUUGAUGGCCGUAGGAGGCUUGUGAAAGGUGCUGUACCAACUCUGUUUGAGUGGAAUCACUUUACUGCUCAAACACAGCGGGCUAGUGUUUGGGAGAGAAGGGAGCGGCCCACUGAACCAGUCUCUCGGGAGGAGCAGGAAGAGCACAUCGAUGUCCGUGACCAUGAUUACUGCUCAACCCCUGAACCAGCUUCACUGGACAUGUCCUCUCAAGCUACAGAAGACAACUCCAAAACAGUGGAGGAUCUGCAGAAGCAACUGCAGGAGUUAAGAGUCCAGCGAGAGUUUUGCUUACAGCGGUUUGCUGGCUCCGACGACAACAUCCGAUUCUAUACCAGAUUCCCGAGCUAUAACCACCUGAUGGCCUUCUGGUCUUUGAUUGAGCCUUCAAUUCAUAAAAUGGUUCGUGUUACAAGAGCGAUAUCAGCUGCCAAGAGGAAUGAAGAAGUGGUUACACACGCACGUCCAUCAACGAGACAGCUGCUUCAGCCAAUUGACGAGUUCUUUCUUUUUCUAUGCUUCCUGUCGGUGGGUUUGAAAGAGAGGGACCUUGCAAACCGCUUCAACGUACACCAGUCCACUGUGAGCCGCAUCAUUGCAACAUGGACACGUUUUCUUACAACUUUAUUGGGGUCACAGUGCAUCUGGCUUACACCUGCAGAAGUUCAAGCCCACCUCCCAGAGGCAUUCAAAGAUUUCCCAGACACACAGGUGAUCCUCGAUUGCACAGAGCUGAGGUGUCAAACACCAUCCUCACUCCUCCUCCAAAGUGAAAUGUAUUCUACAUACAAAUCUCACUGCACCAUGAAAGCCCUGGUUGGCAUAGCCCCACAUGGCGCAGUGACAUUUGUUUCCAGUCUGUAUGGUGGUUCUGUCAGCGACAAGGAGAUUUUCAAACAAUCUGGAAGAGCUGCGUUGUUGACUGAAAACAUGGCAGUGAUGGUAGAUAAGGGCUUCCUGAUCAGCGAUUGCUGCAAAUGCAAGGUGUACUGCCCACCUUUUCUGUCACAGCAGAAGCAAAUGCCAGCCUAUCAGGUGAGGGAGACACAGGCCAUUGCCAGACUGAGGGUUCAUGUGGAGCAUGUCAUUAGGAGGAUAAAAGAGAACAAGCUUUUUGAUGGUGUCAUCCUCCUGUCCCAUGCCUACAACAUCAACCAACUGUUUGCAGUAGCAUGUAUGCUGUCAAACUAUCAGAACAAAGCACUGGUCAAGAAAUGGGUGAAAUAAGACAAGAUGAUGACACCUGUGCAGGUAGCUGUGAUUAAGCUGGGUGAGCACACCGUAAUCCCGUGUUGCCUAACACACGCUAGUGUUUUGUUUGAAUAAAUGGUAAAUUGCAAA